AUGGCUGACGCAGGACGCGGACGUGGCGGAUUCGGACGUGGACGUGGUGACAGAGGCCGUGGACGGCGAGGCCCACGUCGUGGCGGUCGUAAAGACGAAGAGAAGGAGUGGGUCCCAGUUACCAAGCUUGGUCGUCUCGUUAAAGACGGCAAGAUCAAGUCCAUGGAGGAGAUCUACCUCUUCUCACUUCCGGUCAAGGAGUUUCAGAUAGUCGACUUCUUCCUGCCCAAGCUCAAAGAUGAGGUCAUGAAGAUCAUGCCCGUCCAGAAGCAGACCCGUGCGGGUCAGCGCACACGCUUUAAGGCGUUCGUCGCGAUUGGUGACUUUGAGGGUCAUGUCGGUCUUGGAGUCAAGUGCGCAAAGGAAGUCGCUACUGCCAUUCGUGGCGCUAUCAUCCUCGCGAAGCUGUCCGUCAUUCCCGUUCGACGAGGGUACUGGGGUGCUGCGCUCGGUGCGCCUCACACUGUGCCUUCGAAGGUUAGCGGGAAGGUUGGUUCCGUCAUGUGCCGUCUCAUCCCCGCACCAAGAGGUACUGGUCUCGUCGCCGCGCCAGCCUCAAAACGAUUGCUGCAGCUGGCUGGUGUCGAGGACUGCUACACACAGUCAAAGGGUUCAACAGCAACCAUGGGUAACUUCUUGAAGGCGACCUUCGCUGCAAUCACCAAAACAUAUUCUUUCCUCACUCCCGACCUUUGGCGCGAGAUCCCAGUAUCGAAGUACCCAUACGACGAACACAGUGCGCACCUCCAGCUUGCUGCAGGCAAGAAGGCGUACUAG
Molecule: messenger RNA, 777 nt
Organism: Fibroporia radiculosa
Lineage: Eukaryota; Fungi; Basidiomycota; Agaricomycetes; Polyporales; Fibroporiaceae
Exons: 3
Coding region: 1-777 (258 amino acids)
Biological process (GO): translation
Cellular component (GO): ribosome; cytosolic small ribosomal subunit
Molecular function (GO): RNA binding; structural constituent of ribosome
Source: RefSeq, a predicted model, not a curated record